Molecule: messenger RNA, 2765 nt
Organism: Entelurus aequoreus (snake pipefish)
Lineage: Eukaryota; Metazoa; Chordata; Actinopteri; Syngnathiformes; Syngnathidae
Gene: galcb
Product: galactosylceramidase b
Exons: 17
Coding region: 36-1991 (651 amino acids)
Biological process (GO): galactosylceramide catabolic process
Cellular component (GO): lysosome
Molecular function (GO): galactosylceramidase activity
Source: RefSeq, a predicted model, not a curated record
UGCGCAGUAGGGAUGAGGAAGUGUCAGUUAGCACAAUGGCUAACAGGACGUGUGUUCCUCCUCUUGUGCUAUGUUUGACUUUCUUUGUCAACUCUUGCUUGUCUCACACUUACACUUACUUGUUGGACGACGCAGGAGGCCUCGGACGACUUUUUGACGGGAUUGGAGGGUUGAGCGGCGGAGGGGCGACGUCGCGUCUCCUGGUCAACUAUGCAGAGCCAUACCGCAGCCACAUACUGGACUAUCUGUUUAAGCCAGACUUCGGAGCCUCUCUGCACAUGCUGAAGGUGGAAAUAGGAGGAGACGCUCAAACUACAGAUGGCACAGAGGCGUCGCACAUGCACCAUGAGGAUGAUGAGAACUACUUCCGAGGGUAUGAGUGGUGGCUGAUGAAAGAGGCAAAGAAGAGGAACCCCAACAUCACACUUAUAGGUUUGCCCUGGGCAUUUCCCGGUUGGGUAGGCCGUGGUAAAAGCUGGCCCUAUGACUUCCCAGACACCACCGCAGCAUAUGUAGUCAACUGGAUCCUCGGUGCCAAGCAGUUCCACCAUCUCACCAUCGACUAUGUCGGGAUCUGGAAUGAACGGAACUUUGACAGCAAGUAUAUCAAGCUGCUGAGAUACACUCUGGAUAAAAGUGGCCUGGAGAGUGUCAGGAUCAUAGCCAGUGACAACUUGUGGGAGCCCAUUUCCUUGUCUCUUCUACUAGACCAUGAGCUCAGCAGGGUUGUAGAUGUCAUUGGGGCCCACUACCCAGGCACCACCACCGUCAUGGACGCCCUGAAGACUGGGAAGAAGCUUUGGGCCUCCGAGGACUACAGCACGUUCAACAAUGAUGUGGGCGCUGGUUGCUGGGCGCGCAUUUUGAACCAGAACUACGUCAAUGGAUUGAUGACUGCUACUAUCUCCUGGAACCUGAUUGCCAGCUACUACGAGGCACUGCCGUUUGGCAGAGACGGGCUUAUGACGGCUGUGGAACCCUGGAGUGGCAACUAUGUGGUGGAGUCUCCCAUCUGGGUUACAGCCCACACCACGCAGUUCACCCAGCCAGGCUGGGCCUACCUGAAGACUGUUGGACAUUUGGCUCGGGGUGGAAGUUAUGUGGCCUUGACUGAUGGAAGAGGAAAUCUGACCGUUGUCAUAGAAACCAUGAGCCAUGAGCACUCGUCAUGCAUACGACCUCCACUUGCUCCAUACAACGUCACCUCACAAAAUGCAACCUUCCGUCUAGAAGGGUCCUUGUCCUCCAUCAAGGAGCUCCAAGUGUGGCAGUCUCACUUUGACUUCAAGAUGAACACAUCCACCUUAUUCAAGCACCUCGGCCCACUGAAGCUUUCAGAUGGCGACUUCUCCCUGGAGCUGUGUGAAGAUGAGCUUUACACACUAACCACGCUCACUUCAGGGCGUAAAGGCAGCCACCCACACCCACCUGCUUCCUCAGCCUUCCCCAAACUCUACAAGGACCACUUUGAUGUCCGAGAACCUCCCUUCUCAGAAGCUCCCAACUUUGCUGACCAGACAGGAGUGUUUGAGUACUUCACCAACCUGACUGAUCCUGGACCUCACGUCUUCACUUUACGCCAGGUUGUGACUCAGCGACCCAUCACCUGGGCAACAGAUGCAGACCAGACUAUAAGCAUCAUUGGAGACUACAACUGGCGAGACGUGAGCGUGACGUGUGACGUGUUGAUGGAGACCACGCAGAGCGGUGGUGUGUUCAUAGCAGCCAGGGUGGAUAAAGGAGGACAGUCCAUCCGUAGCAGCAAGGGAAUAUUCUUCUGGGUGUUUGCAGAUGGCACAUACCAAGUGACCAAUGAUCUGGCUGGCCUCAUCAUCCUGGCUGAAGGACAGUCUGGAACACAAGCAUCUGAUUGGCACACACUAUCACUCACUGUGCAGGUAAAUGACAUCACUCACUGUGCAGGGUCAAUCUGCAUGGGGAGAGCUGAAUGGACAUGUACUGUGGAAGGAUGCUGUGGUCCAGACCCCUGAGAACGGGUGGGCUGCCAUAGGGACACGCUCCUUUCAACUGGCUCAGUUUGACAACUUUGCUGUCCAGGCACAAGAAUCCUCAUAAACAAGCCUUCGUUUCAUUGUGAUGGACUGCAGACUCGCGAGUCGCCAAUGAAGAGUUUUGAUGAAGGCUAAAUAAUACCCCGGUCCUUCCGGGAUCACCCAUCUCAUCCUGCUUUACAGCAACUUGUUGAAGUCCAAACUCUUCUCUGAGACUUUGCUUCCCAAGUCCAAACUGUAGGCUGGUAAGUCCAACUGGUAAACCUGCCAGACAACUUACACCUUCCAUAUCCCAGGAUCCACAUUCAGUGGCCAAAGACCAGGUGUAUGUAUGCAGUAUAUGUAAAUAAUGGAUGUAUAACUAAUAAUGAAUAUUAUUGUGAACGUUUGACUCCUACAUUGUUUACUUCUGUGACGACCUCCUUAAAGUUUGUUAAUCAAUCAAAUCAAAGACUGUUUGCAUUUUUCCCAUCAUGCUUUGUAAUGGAUUUACCGUAAUUUCCGGACUAUAAGCCGCACCCGACUAUAAGCCGCACCAGCUAAAUUGAGGGGAAAAUACAGAUUGCUCCACAUAUAAGCCGCACCCGACUAUAAGCCGCACCUGACUAUAAGCCGCACCAGCUAAAUUGAGGGGAAAAUACAGAUUGCUCCAUAUAUAAGCCGCACCCGACUAUAAGCCGCACCAGCUAAAUUGAGGGGGAAAUACAGAUUGCUCCAUAUAUAAACCGCACCCGACUAUAAGCCGCACCAGCU